CGCUCUUGAGGCGCUGCGUCGUCUUUUCAAAACACUCAAGAUGGCGGCGCUGCGGGCGAGCGGCGUGAGGGUGACGGCGGCCCUCCUGAGGCCUUGCCUGGGCGCCCAGACGGCCCUCCCGGCCGCGGCCUAUCACGAGAAGGUUGUAGAUCACUAUGAGAACCCUAGAAACGUUGGUUCUCUGGACAAGAGUGCCAGAAAUGUUGGGACUGGCCUUGUGGGAGCUCCAGCCUGUGGAGAUGUCAUGAAACUGCAAGUUGAAGUGGAUGAAAAAGGAAAAAUCAUCGAUGCCCGGUUUAAGACAUUUGGGUGUGGGUCGGCAAUCGCUUCGAGUUCCUUGGCUACUGAAUGGGUGAAAGGGAAGACGGUUGAUGAAGCCUUGAAGAUCAGAAACACAGACAUUGCUAAAGAGCUCUGCCUUCCUCCAGUCAAGCUUCACUGCUCCAUGCUGGCCGAAGAUGCCAUCAAGGCUGCCUUGGCAGAUUACAAGCUGAAACAAGGCUCAGAGACUGGAGAGGCAGAGAAGGACGCAGCCAGUGUGUAGGGGGAGUCCUUGGAGGCAAAGCUGACCCCUUGUUCCUAUUUUAAUUUGCUGUGCAAUUGUUAGGAAGCCAGUCCACCUGCUUCUAGUGAGUGGAGGGGAGAGGGGACCCCAAAUAUCCACAAUGUAUUAAAACCAUCAGGGCAGACUAAGAGUAGUGGACAAAUACCUUGCACUUCUUGGGAGUAGCUGUCCUCUGUUCCUUAUUUCCACUCACUUCUGAAAAGAAAACCAUGUGAUUUCACCAUGAGAUUUUCUCUUAUCCUUAUCAAAGAAUCAUCUCAGGCCUUAGUGUGAACCGUAGUAGGGAAGUGGGCUUUUUGCCUAAAUGAGACAGAAGGACUUUCCCUGUGGAAAUAAAGGGUUGUCUCCCUGGGGGUGUUGAUCACCUGUAGGCAGCAGUGAGCAGUCCCCACCCACCUCCUGGGUAUACCUGAGAUAUUCUGGUGUGAAAGGGGGAGGGGGAUUAAAACAGUUUGCUUUGGGGCUACAGCACAGAAAGACUGCCAGGGGACCCCUGGCUCAAUUUGUUCCGAAAGUACCAUAUUCUCCUUGCCUAAUGUAUAGGAGGCAGCUUAUGCAAAGCCCUGGGCUAAAAGGAGAAAGAACAGGCAACCUCUUCCGCCAUUCUGGUUAAGUUUUUGUUGUAUAGGAGUGGGUUUUGCCUUGGUCAGGCUAUUUAUGCACAAAAUACAGAUUUAUUUUAUGUACAACAUAGCUAUAUAAUUGUACGCACAAAUAAUACAUGGCUGUUCUCUAA
This is a messenger RNA of Eublepharis macularius, 1301 nucleotides long. RefSeq names its product iron-sulfur cluster assembly enzyme (gene ISCU). Gene Ontology annotation, molecular function: 2 iron, 2 sulfur cluster binding; ferrous iron binding. The transcript is spliced from 5 exons. Gene Ontology annotation, biological process: iron-sulfur cluster assembly; intracellular iron ion homeostasis. The record is from RefSeq and is a predicted model, not a curated record. Lineage: Eukaryota; Metazoa; Chordata; Lepidosauria; Squamata; Eublepharidae. Gene Ontology annotation, cellular component: mitochondrial matrix; cytoplasm. The coding region runs from base 41 to 544 and encodes 167 amino acids.